CUUCAACCAAAGGGGGCGUGGCUUAACAAGGGGGCGUGGCGUGUUUUAACCCCUCUCCCUUCCUUUCCUCCUAUAGGUCCGUCGUCUCCCGAAGCCCCGCCCCCUUACUCCCCAUUGGUCAGCCCGGAAGGAGGGGCGGGGCCUGCUGCGGUCACGUGUCGUGUUUGCGGCUCGGCCAUUGGUGUAGAAGGGAAAGGGGCCCAACACGUGGUGCGCUGCGGAGCGUGCGGGGAGGCCACGCCCAUCCGCCCGGCCCCAUCAGGGAAGCAAUACGUGCGCUGCCCCUGUAACUGCCUGCUGGUCUGUCGCAGCUCAGCCAGGAGGGUGGCCUGUCCCCGGCCCUAUUGUAAGCGUGUGAUCACGUUGGCCCCGUUACAAAGCGCCCCCAGCCCUGAACCUCCGGCCGGGAUCCGAGUGUCGUGUGGGCACUGCAGCGCUGCCUUCCUGUGGACGGAGUUCACGGAUCGAACGUUGGCGCGAUGCCCCCAUUGCCGGAAAGUCUCGUCCAUUGGCUCCCGCUAUCGGCGCCGUCGCUGCCUGUGCUGCUUCGUUAUGGGGCUGCUCAUGGCGGCAUCCGCUACGGGGCUGGCGGUCGGGACGUGGGCCGCAGCUCGUCGCUGGGGAGCUUUACACGCGUGUUGGGCCGUGUUGGUGGCCGGGGCCGGAGCGUGUUUAUUGCGGGCCGGGUACUGGGGCUGCGUGAGGGUCAGUCACCCCAUCCCACAACGCGCCUGAACACGCCAACUACACGCUAAGGACACGCCAAGGGCACGGUAAGGACAUGGCCUCGGUGAGCUGUGGGAACACGCUAAGGACACGCCUGCAUCAUGGGACACGCUAAGGACAUGCAGUUAUCAUGUGGGACAUUCCUCAGGCCAAAGGAACACGCUAAGGACACGCUUAGAUCAUGGGACGUGACCUGAGAACAUGGAUCCAUCCCUUCAGACAACAUUCCUUCAACAUGCUUAGGUCAUGGGACAUGCUAAGAACAUGCUUAGCUCAUGUGACAUACUAAGGACAUGAAGCUGUCAUACAACAUCCUUCAGCCAUGGGAACAUUCUAAGGACAUGCUUAGAUCAUGGGACAUGCUAAGGACAUGCUUCAGUCAUUGGACAUGCUAAGGACAUACUUAGAACAUGCUUAGGUCAUGCAUAUCACACAGUGGCAGAGCUGGGAUGUGUCUUGAGACAUAUGACACGCUAAGGACAUGCUAUGGUCAUGUGACGUGCUAAGAACAUGGAUUUCCUCUGCCAUUCAUUGGGUCAUACAUCAUGCUAAGGACAUGCUAAGGUCACGUGACAUGAUAAGGACACGGAUUCAUUCUAUGGCUUCCCUUGGACACACUUGUGCCCUAUGAACAUGCUAAGGACACGCUAAGGUCAUGUGACAUGCUAAGGACAAGGGUUUACUUUGUCAUUCCUUGGGUCAUACAACAUGCUAAGGACAUGCUUAGGUCACGUGACAUGCUAAGGACAUGCAUUCAUUCUAUGUAAUCCCUUGGGCAUGCUUCAGCCUUAAGAACAUGCUAAGAACAUGCUAAGGUCAUGUGACGUGCUAAGAACAUGGAUUUCCUCCGCCAUUCAUUGAGUCAUACAACAUGCUAAGGACAUGCCAACGUCAUGUGACAUGCUAAAAACAUGAAUUCAUUCCAUGUCAUCCCAUGGACAUGUUUCAGCCUGAAGAACAUGCUAAGGUCAUGUGACAUGCUAAGGACAUGCCAACGUCAUGUGACUUCCCUCGCUUGCGAUUGGGUCAUACAACAUGCUAAGGACACGCUAAGGUCAUGUGAUGUGCUUAGAACAUGGAUUUCCUCUGCCAUUCCUUGGGACAUACAUCAUGCUAAGGACAUGCUAAGGUCGCGUGACAUGAUAAGGACACGGAUUCAUUCUAUGGCUUCCCUUGGACACACUUGUGCCCUAUGAACAUGCUAAGGACACACUAAGGUCAUGUGACAUGCUAAGGACAAGGGUUUACUUUGCCAUUCCUUGGGUCAUACAACAUGCUAAGGACAUGCUUAGGUCAUGUGACAUGCUAAGGACAUGCAUUCAUUCUAUGUAAUCCCUUGGACAUGCUUCAGCCAUAAGAACAUGCUAACAACAUGCUAAGGUCAUGUGACAUGCUAAGAA
Coturnix japonica (Japanese quail) is the source of this 2126-nucleotide messenger RNA. NCBI's taxonomy places the organism in Eukaryota, Metazoa, Chordata, Aves, Galliformes, Phasianidae. The record is from RefSeq and is a predicted model, not a curated record.